AUGAGAAACCACACAAUAACAAUGUUUAUCCUGUUGGGACUGACCAAUGAUCCACAAUUGAAGAUUAUGGUUUUCAUCUUUCUAUUUCUCACCUAUAUGUUAAGCAUAACUGGGAACCUGACCAUCAUCUCCCUUACCUUCAUAGAUUCUCACCUUCAGAAUGCCAUGUACUUUUUCCUACAAAAUUUCUCCUUCUUAGAGAUGUCAUUUACCCCUGCUUGUAUUCCUAGAUAUUUGUACGACAUAUCAACAGAUGACAAGACAAUCACAUAUGACAAUUGUGUCCUUCAGAUUUUUUUUACUUAUAUUUUUGCUGUAACAGAAUUUUUUCUCCUGGCCACCAUGUCCUAUGAUCGAUAUGUUGCCAUCUGCAAACCCCUGCGUUAUGUGACCAUCAUGAACAAGAAGGUCUGUAGAAGACUCAUCCUCGGGUGCUGGACAGCUAGCUUCUUGAUGAUCAUUCUCCCACCACUUAGCCUGGGCCUAAAUCUGGAAUUCUGUGACUGUAAUGUUAUUGACCAUUUUUUCUGUGAUGCAUCCCCCCUCCUAAAAAUAUCAUGUUCAGAAACAUGGCUUAUAGAGCAGAUGGUCAUAGCCUGUUCUGUGUUGACCUUCAUUAUGACCCUCAUAUGUGUACUUCUGUCCUACAUAUACAUCAUCAAGGCUAUUCUACGAUUCUCUUCUUCCCAGCAAAGAAAAAAGGCAUUUUCUACAUGUUCUUCCCACAUGAUUGUAGUCUCCAUCACCUAUGGAAGCUGUAUUUUCAUCUAUGUUAAGCCUUCAGCAAAGGAAUCAGUGGCCAUUGAUAAGGGUGUGGCAGUCCUUACUACAUCCAUUGCUCCUAUGCUGAACCCCUUCAUUUAUACUUUGAGAAACAAGCAAGUAAAACAAGCUGUCAAAGACUCAAUCAAAAGAAUUGCAUUAUUCUCAACGAAGUAA
This is a messenger RNA of Neogale vison (American mink), 939 nucleotides long. RefSeq names its product olfactory receptor 6C2-like. The record is from RefSeq and is a predicted model, not a curated record. Gene Ontology annotation, cellular component: membrane. Gene Ontology annotation, biological process: G protein-coupled receptor signaling pathway. Gene Ontology annotation, molecular function: olfactory receptor activity; G protein-coupled receptor activity. Lineage: Eukaryota; Metazoa; Chordata; Mammalia; Carnivora; Mustelidae.